AUGGCAUCUGCUCGUCACGUCGUCGUAUCGACAGGCUCAGGAACGGGUCAAGCACAAUCCUUUUACGAAUCACAUUUGACCGAAACAUUCAAAUCUCUCGGAUUUAAGGAGGACGAGCACUUCUUUGUGCACUUCACAAAAUCUGAGAAUACCAUCACAGAACUUACAAAAGACGUCUUCUUACCCGCCGCGAAUAGAGGGGCUGUGCUCUCAAUUAUACUGCUCAGCGGAGAUGGCGGUGUUGUGGACAUAAUCAACGCCAUCCUCACCUCCCCACGAGGCCCCGACUUUGCUUCUCCCGAAAUCACUUUACUGCCAUUGGGUACUGGAAAUGCUUUAGCAAACUCGUUGGGUAUCACGGCAGAUGAUAGUAUGGAACUCUCGAAAUUGAUGCAAGGACAGUCAAAGGCUUUGUCGAUCUUUCGAACGAGCUUCUCUCCAGGCUCAAGACUGCUCAUUCACGAAGGCAGCGGCGAAGCCGAGCUUUAUGAUCACCAUGGCAACCCGACGGUAUGGGGAGCCGUGGUGUGUAGCUGGGGUAUGCAUGCAUCCCUAGUAGCCGAUAGCGACACGGCCGAGUACCGCAAACAUGGCGUCGAGCGCUUCCAAAUGGCAGCCAAGGCAGCUCUCUACCCCGAAGAUGGUUCACCGCCACACAAAUAUCGUGGUCAAGUCUCUGUCUUGCGAGGGUCAGAGUGGCAUGAGCUCAGCGAAAAAGAACAUGCAUAUGUGCUUGCUACCUUUGUCUCGAAUCUCGAAAAGAAUUUUACCAUCUCACCUGCUUCAAAACCUCUUGAUGGCAAGCUGAGACUAAUCCAAUUCGGUCCUAUGUCUGGCGAUGAAGUCAUGAAGGUCAUGACAGAGGCAUACAAUAAAGGCAAACAUGUCGAAGAUGAUCGAGUCCGUUACGAAGAGAUUGAUGGCCUCAGGAUAGCCUUCGACGACUCUCAAGAAGACGGCCGCUGGAGAAGAAUCUGCGUGGAUGGUAAGAUCAUCCGCGUGGAAAGUGGAGGCUGGGUUGAGGUCACCAAAGAAGAUGCACAUGUCAUAGACAUUGUCUGCAACUCUGAGCAUGCUUGA
Aureobasidium subglaciale EXF-2481 is the source of this 1080-nucleotide messenger RNA. RefSeq lists its product as uncharacterized. Gene Ontology annotation, cellular component: intracellular membrane-bounded organelle; membrane; cytoplasm. The transcript has a single exon. Bases 1 to 1080 code for a protein of 359 amino acids. Gene Ontology annotation, biological process: sphingosine biosynthetic process. NCBI's taxonomy places the organism in Eukaryota, Fungi, Ascomycota, Dothideomycetes, Dothideales, Saccotheciaceae. The record is from RefSeq and is a predicted model, not a curated record.